Messenger RNA from Emiliania huxleyi CCMP1516, 1326 nucleotides. RefSeq lists its product as hypothetical. Gene Ontology annotation, biological process: autophagy of mitochondrion; cellular response to nitrogen starvation; autophagosome assembly. The record is from RefSeq and is a predicted model, not a curated record. The coding region runs from base 103 to 1191 and encodes 362 amino acids. Gene Ontology annotation, cellular component: cytoplasm; Atg12-Atg5-Atg16 complex; phagophore assembly site membrane. Lineage: Eukaryota; Haptophyta; Isochrysidales; Noelaerhabdaceae. The transcript is spliced from 6 exons.
GCUCGCGCGCGCCGGGGUCGCUUGGCGGGCCGUGGUGUACCUGUAACGUGUCAGUGCGAGCCCGCCCGGGAUUUGGCGGCGAAGAAGAGCAGCCCGUCCCAAAUGGAGGGCCAAAUGGAGGCCGCCGAGGCGCGUGAGCUGGCCUGGGCCGGCUGCAUUCCGGCAGUCUUCUCGCUCGCUCAAGAUGAGGUGACGACGCUGGAACCGCCGCCGUGCUACCACGCAAACCUGCCGCGGCAGAGCUGGCUACCACUCGUGACGGGCGAGGUGGUAGAGCACUUCCUGCCUUUUGCGCCGCCCAUGGCACGCGCCAGCUCGAUGUGGAUGCAGUGCCGCGGCGAGCCGCUGCGGUGGCAGGUGCCGGUGGGCGUGCUCUUUGACCUGCUGACGAGCGGCGACGACCAGCCGGGCAAUGGCGAUAUGCUGCCGUGGCAGCUGACAGUUCGCUUCCAGGCGCGGCCGACGGACCAGCUGCGCGGCUCGGUCGACGACGCGAAAGCCCUCGUACGCUCGGCUCUGAAAGAGUCUGCGUUCCUGCGUUGCGGCUCGGCGCAACCCGUCAUGGACCUGAGUCCGCUCGACGACGCGCGCAUCUUUGAGGCCCUCUGCAGUGCGUCGCCCAUCGAGGCGGGCUCGCCGGCGCCGGCGCCGUCGAGUGGCGGGUCGCCGCCACCACUGCCGCCGCCAUCCUGCUUGCCUCCCGCAUCUCCUGUGUCAUCGCAGGCGGCGGCGGGUCAGGCGGCAAGCCAGCAGACGCCCGCAGGCAAGCAAGGCCAGCCGAGUGCUUCGGAUGCGCCGGCCUCGUCUCCCUACGAGGUCUACUGCCAGGCACGCACGCCGCUCGAGGCGUCUCUGCUCCGCUCGCUCGGCAGCCGCGGCGAGCGCGCUGUGCCGACCCGCGCCUUUGUCGCGCAGCGCGAGUGGCGGCAGCUGCCCGUCGCUCCGCUGCUGCCCUCGGGCGACCCAACCACGCUCGCCGACGCUCUAGCUCUGCUACUGCCACGCGCCUUUGCAGCGGCUUCCGACGCCGAGGGCUCCGGCGGCGAGGGGCAGCGGCCGACUGCAAUCGUGCAAGGGGUGGUGGUAGAGCUGAACACGCCCGUCUCUUGGCUGUACGAGGCGUGCUCCCACCCGGACGGCUUUCUAUACGUGGUUUGCUUGAUGCCCCAGUCACAGCGAACGCGAGGGUAGGUCCAAGCACAUCCCUGCUGAGGCACUAAACCGCAGUACCAGUAGCUUCUCCAAGUCGCUCUGUUGGUCCCCUUUUGGGCGCACGCGAGGGAAAUCGGCGCACGAGCGGAGUAGUAAACACCGAGACGAUACGUC